GACGUUUCUCUUUAUUUACGUGGAAUGAUGGAUGUUUUGUUGAUCGAAUCUGUAGAAUAAUUCACUAAACCAUCUUUGAAAUUUAAUUAAAAGUAUAUCUUAUUGUUGCCAGCACACUGCACAGACAGGAAUAUAAAACAGUUGAUAAUCAAAAAUGAAUUCUGCGACACCAGUCGUGCCGCAGGUGCCGCUGCUGGACGAUGACACCAUCGCCUUUGGUGAAGAGGACAACGCAAACAAACAAUUUGUCCAUCCCUACAUAGUGUUCUUCCACCUAAUAUUCCGAGGAUCGGCUAUAGUGGUCUACAUCCUUUGCGGCUGGUUCUCUGACUCUUUCAUUGCCAGCUUCGUUUUGGUAGUGCUUUUGCUAUCUGCAGACUUCUGGACUGUUAAAAACAUAAGUGGUAGACUGCUGGUUGGGCUGAGAUGGUGGAACUAUGUAGAUGAUGAGGGCAAAUCGCAUUGGGUCUUUGAAUCCAAACAGGUAAAAACACAGAACCGGGUGAACCGCAACGAGAGCCGCCUGUUCUGGCUGGGACUGCUGCUGUGCCCACUCAUCUGGUCCGGGUUCUUCAUCAUCUGCUUGUUCGGCCUCAAGUUCAAAUGGAUGCUGCUGGUGCUGAUAGCGCUGACGCUGACCGGGGCCAACCUGUACGGUUACGUGAAGUGCAAGUUCGGCGCCAAGGAGAGCCUCAAGUCCGCCACCACGGACUUCGUGAAGAAGCAGUUCCUGCAGAACGCAACGUCCUUCAUGUUCACGCAGCCCACGCCGGCAAACACGGCGAACACUGGCGUCGUCUAGCUUCACCGAUACCUAUAGGAUUAAUGUUGUGUUUAGAUUAAAUUAUGAACAAUAAAUUAUCAUUUUAACACUAUUA
Messenger RNA from Pararge aegeria (speckled wood butterfly), 878 nucleotides. RefSeq lists its product as uncharacterized. Lineage: Eukaryota; Metazoa; Arthropoda; Insecta; Lepidoptera; Nymphalidae. Gene Ontology annotation, biological process: vesicle-mediated transport; protein secretion. The record is from RefSeq and is a predicted model, not a curated record. The coding region runs from base 155 to 802 and encodes 215 amino acids. The transcript has 6 exons. Gene Ontology annotation, cellular component: Golgi membrane.